This is a messenger RNA of Manduca sexta (tobacco hornworm), 530 nucleotides long. Its product is annotated as protein FAM32A-like. The coding region runs from base 156 to 488 and encodes 110 amino acids. NCBI's taxonomy places the organism in Eukaryota, Metazoa, Arthropoda, Insecta, Lepidoptera, Sphingidae. The record is from RefSeq and is a predicted model, not a curated record. The transcript is spliced from 2 exons. Gene Ontology annotation, cellular component: nucleolus.
UUUCAAUGACUUGUGGGUGACGCAUUCAAUCCAUUCACUCAAUUGCGAAUAAACAAAUUGUUUUUGCGAAAAAUAAUAUUGAUUUAGCUACAUAUUGGUAGCAUAAGUGAACAUAAUAAUAUUAUUUAAUAAAAUCAUUUCAAAAGUACACAGCAAUGGUGGAAGAAGAUGAAUACGGGUGUGUAAAUAGAACACAACUUAAAAUCAAGGAUAAUUCUGGAAUCAAAAAGAAAAAGAAGAAGAAAGCCAACAAGGAAACAGAAAAACGAAUUGAAAAUGAGGUAAAACAACAAAUUAAACAACAAAGCAAUCCGGACAAUCGCACCAAGGCUGAAAUAGCGUUCCAAAAGAUGCAAGAGAAAAUGCAAAAACAAAGAAUCCAACAGAAAGCAGAAAUGACACACAAGCAAAGAGUGGAGAAAUUCAACCAACAUCUGGACAGUCUCACUGAACACUUUGAUAUUCCUAAAGUAUCUUGGACAAAAUAAAUAUUGGUUGUAUUGUAUUGUAAAUAAAAACUUGUAUGUGAA